AUGGUAGUGGUCCAAGCUAAUAAGAGGCCGUCGUUAUCCCUGGUGGAUAGUGGGAAGUCUGGAAUUAAUAUAGUGAUGAGUAAUGUCAUGAAUACAGCAGUCACUGAAAGUGACUCGUUAUAUUACGUGUGUUUGAAUAUCAAAAAACGAUUGGAAGUAUUACCUCAAAUACAACCAUAUUUGAAUUUAGCUUAUACUUCAAGCGAAUUAUUGAGUGAAAGACAAUCAUUGUUAUUAUCUCAAAAACAACAACAACAAUUGUUAGAACAACAAUCAUCUCAAUCAGGUAACUCAGUGACGACUAAUAAUGUACAUAGUAAGAAUAAUAGUCAUAGAAGUAUUUCUUCAAGUUAUAGUAAUGAUGGAUUUGGAAUGAUCGGAAGUACAGGGAAUUCAACACCCACAACAAUGAGAUCUAGUUCUAUAUCAAAUAUUAGUUUCAAAGACGAAUUUACAUUGGAUGGUAUAACAUAUAAUUCGAGUAAUGGUCACAAUUCAGUAAGUAUGGAUGAUACUCAAUUGACAUAUAGUAUGGGUAUUUUACCAAUUUCUAUGGAUUGUGAUCCCGUUACCCAAUUAGCGCAAUUGUUUCAACAAGGUUCACCGUUAUGCAUUUUGUUUAAUACAGUAAGACCUCAAUAUAAAUUACCUGUAGUCUCAUCUGAUGAUUUAAAGAUUUGCAAGAAAUCUAUUUACGAUUUCAUUUUAGGCUGUAAGAAACAUUUUGCCUUCAAUGAUGAAGAAUUGUUCACUAUAUCAGAUGUGUUUGCAAAUUCGACCAAUCAAUUAGUGAAAGUAUUGGAAGUGGUCACUACAUUAAUGAACGCAGCUCCUGAAAUUUUCCCAUCCACAGUUAAAGUCCAACAAAUGAUAGACGCAGACUUAGAACAAAACCAUAAAUCAAGGGCAAAAAAAUCUAAAUCUCAUGAAGAAUAUGAUAAAGUUAUUAAAGAAUUUAUUGCUACAGAGAGAAAAUACGUACAUGAUUUAGAAACAUUAGAUACGUAUAAACAGCAACUAUUAGAUAACAAUUUGAUUACUUCGGAGGAACUAUAUAUGUUAUUCCCAAAUCUAACAGAAGUAAUUGAUUUUCAAAGAAGAUUUUUAAUAUCAUUAGAGAUUAAUGCUUUAGUAGAUCCACAAAAACAAAGAAUUGGUGCAUUAUUUAUGCAUUCUAAGUUUUUUUUUAAAUUAUAUGAACCAUGGUCCAUUGGUCAGAACGCCGCUAUAGAUUUCUUGGCAAAUACAUUGGAUAAAAUCCAAGAUUCAGAUUUAGUGAUUAAGAACAAGUUGGAAUUGCAAUCUUUCCUUUAUAAACCUGUACAAAGACUCUGUCGUUAUCCAUUGUUAUUGAAAGAAUUGAUUUCAUGUAAUUCGCAUGAUGAAAAAUCAAACGGUUCAGAUAAUAUCUCGAAAGAAUUGGAAAUUGCAUUAGAUAUAUCAAAAAGAAUUGCAAUGAGUAUAAAUGAAAAUCAAAGACGGACUGAAAAUCAUGAGAUUGUUAAGAAAUUAUAUGGUCGUGUAUCAAACUGGAAAGGUUAUAGAAUUGCUAAGUUUGGCGAAUUGUUAUAUUAUGAUAAAGUGUUUAUCUCUACUAAUAACUCUAGUGAACCAGAACGUGAAUUUGAAGUAUAUUUAUUUGAAAAAAUCAUUAUUUUAUUUUCUGAAAUACAACCAAAGAAAUCAUCUUUGAUAUUAAAGAAGAAACCAACUUCCUCGGGAUCAAGUUUAACUCUGAACUUAACAUCGUCUAAUCAUCAUAACUCCUUUUCUAAUAUAUCAUCGGGAAAUAGUAGCGGUAAUAGUAGUAGCAUAUUUGGUUCUAACACUAGCACAAACAACGCGGAGCCAAAAUUGGAUCUGAGAGGGCGUAUUAUGAUUAUGAAUUUGGAUCAAGUGACUCCACUGGAUUCAAGAUCAUUGAAUAUUACAUGGGAAUCUAUAAAGGAACAAGGUAAUUUCUUACUGAAAUUCAAAAAUGAGGAGACAAGAGAUAAUUGGUGUUCGUGUUUACAAUCUUUAGUACGCAGUGUUAAGAGUGAAUCGUAUAAGAGCAAUCAUAGUGAAAACUCAUUUGUAUCUACAACAAGUUCAAAUAACCCUGGUGAUAGGCCACACAGUGAUAAAAGAAAGGAUAGUAGAGCAUCUAACAGUAGUUUAUCUUUUAAACGUAUGUCCGAUACGUUACCAAAACAAAGGCGUAGAGUAUCUAAUUUUGAUGCAGAACAAAAAAAUAGUAAUAUUCCUGAAAACUUACUUGUGUUAAAAAUCGCAUUCAAUGAUGAAUUUGUUAAUGUAUCGAUUAAUAUUGAUGCCAAGUUUGCCAAUGUUUUGGAUACAAUACAGAAAAAGAUAAAUCACAAUGUAUCGAAAGUUAAAUACCAGGAUGAGGACGGUGACUACAUUGUACUUGCAUCAGACGACGAUUGGAUUGUGGCGAAGGACAUGUUAAGGGAGAAUGGUGAAUAUUCGCUAAAUAUCUGGGCUUAUAGCUAG
Messenger RNA from Maudiozyma barnettii, 2496 nucleotides. It is a transcript of the gene CDC24, whose product is annotated as Rho family guanine nucleotide exchange factor CDC24. Gene Ontology annotation, cellular component: cytoplasm; nucleus; division septum. The record is from RefSeq and is a predicted model, not a curated record. The transcript has a single exon. The coding region runs from base 1 to 2496 and encodes 831 amino acids. Lineage: Eukaryota; Fungi; Ascomycota; Saccharomycetes; Saccharomycetales; Saccharomycetaceae. Gene Ontology annotation, biological process: septin ring organization; establishment of cell polarity. Gene Ontology annotation, molecular function: protein binding; guanyl-nucleotide exchange factor activity.